This is a messenger RNA of Lactuca virosa, 2654 nucleotides long. NCBI's taxonomy places the organism in Eukaryota, Viridiplantae, Streptophyta, Magnoliopsida, Asterales, Asteraceae. The record is from the annotation of a GenBank genome assembly.
AGAGUAUCGUCUUAUGCACUUGAUAAAGUACACGAUCUCCUCUGCGAACAAACUAGCCCUAGGUUAAAAUUGGACAACGAGAUUUCAUCAUAUUCAGAAAGUUUGCCAGUGGAACUUUUUAAUUCUUCAUGGGAAAGAGAAAGGAGCGUAGACUGGCGGCGAAGACUGCAGUUAAUAGAAGAGUAAAACUCGAUCUUAUAGCGGAACCCUCUGGAGAUUUUGGUGAUUCGUCCAACAAAGAAGACGUUGAAGGUGGCGGCAAUUCAAAAAAUCAUGCUGGUUCACCCAAUUCACCAUCUUCUUCAGGUGGGUUCCAUCAAUUUUUCUCCACGGACUGAUCUUUGUAGAGGGCGUCAUUGUAUUGGUUGAUGUUUACUUUAAGCAAGCCAUGUUUGCUCUCCCAAGAUAUUCCUUUCAGAAUGUUAGGUGGCUGUGGUAUUGGGAACUCAAUUGGUCAUCUGAGCCUGUUCAACUUUGCCACAGUGUUUCUUUGAUUGAAAUUCCUCACAUGUUACUACGACAUUUCAACAAGACUUGUGGUUCGUCAAAAGCCAGAAAAUCCUCUUUUGUUGCUUGGACAAUAUAGCGAUGAGGAAUUGGAGGAAGAAUCUGGUAAAGAAAUCAGCCAUGAUACUAGAGAGAAUUCACCAGCCGAGCUUGAUGAACAGGUAAAGGCAGACAGUCAUGAGGGUACAGAAGUAGAUAAAGAUGAAAAUAUUACUUCUGAAAAACCUGAUCAAGAGAACAAAGAGCACUCUUCUUCAUUGGAUGUGGAAGAAAAUGGUGUUGUUGAAGAUGAUAUGGUUUUGCCAUCACACAAAGACAUGGAUGAAGUGGAGCAGACAACUGUGUCAUGGACAUCCGACACACAAACAGAAAAUACGGAUUCAGGAUGGAAAAUGGUGUUGCAUGAGGAGAGUAAUUCAUAUUAUUACUGGAACAUUGCGACUGGUCAAACUUCUUGGGAAGUCCCUGUUGACCUGGUUCAAGGGAAUGAACCAGCCUAUGAUCCUCAAUCUGUUACAGAAGUUGAAGAGAUGAAUGUAACUUCUGAUGAUACACAACCAAAUGAUGGGCCCACAAAAUCUUUGGUUUUUGAGGCCACUGACAAUGACAGUUGUAGGCCAGAAUUACAAGUGCAGAAUGAAAACCAUACAGAUAUCAUGACCAUGUCAAAUGAUGUGGCCGAGGGUAAUUAUGUCAAUGCAAUAGAUGGUUUGAAUAACGGGGAAGCCCACCAUACUGAUUCUUUACGUCUUUUGCAACUUGGUGAAAGUUUAUCGGAGAGAUUAAAAUCCUUGGAAGGGGAAAGGGAAGAGAUAUCAAAGUUGAUGAUUGAACUUGAUGUAAGGCUUGCAGACAUUAAGUCAUUAGUACCUUACGGAUCAUCAUUGCUUCCUUUUUGGCUUCAUUCUGAAAAUCAUUUGAGAAAACUAGAAUCCGCCAUCAACAAUGAGAUUCUAGAACAUUCUCAAUCACCAAAUGAGGCAGAAAAGAAGGUAGAAGAGAACAUGAAUGAAGCAACUGCAAGUGAAAAAGAAGAAGAAAAUGAAAAUGAAAAUGAAAAUGCAAUUCCUCAAGCAGAUACAGAUGACGACAUGGAUGUUGAAAUGGAGGUUGAAGAUGAACCAGUCGUCCAAAACAGGCCCCAAUCUGAAGAAGAAUCUGAGAUUCCACCACCACCGAAUGACGAAUGGGUCCCGCCUCCACCACCGGAUGAUGAACCGUUACCUCCACCACCGCCAGAUGAACAACCCGAAGCCACAUUCCCUACACCACAAGCUUACUCAUACGGAGGAGAAGGGGAACAAUAUGCACAUUUUGCAUAUGGGGGUCCCGGUCCCACUUUUGAAUACUAUGGUCAACAAGUUGUGGCAAAUCAUGAUUAUUAUGUAGAUGCGAAUGGAGCACCCCUCACAACCCUUUAUUAUGCACCAGUGGCUAACCCCCCAUAUCCAGGUGGAGGUGGCACUGACCCUGGAGAACAUGUGGCAUAUUACACCAUACAAGAAGGGUCUGUACCAAUUCAGCCAGUGAUUGGCAGUGAUCCAGCAACUUCUGCUGUAUCUGCUCCAACAGAACCAUCAGUUCCUAAGGUUCAACCUAAAGUUGUGCGAAAUAAAAAACGAACGGUUGCUGCAGUCCCUGGUUUAAGAUCCAAUAAGAAAGUUUCAGGUUUGGUGGAUAAGUGGAAAGCUGUUAAAGAGGAAUUACACGAAGAGGAGGAACCUGAAAAUGCUUUAGAAGCUUUAGAGAAGAAAAAGCAACGAGGGAUUGAGCAAUGGCGUGCACAGCAGAUUGCAACUGGAGAAGCCAAAGACAAUGCUAACUUUCAGCCUCUUGGUGGUGACUGGCGAGAGAGAGUUAGAAGGAAGAGAGCUAAAAAGUCGAUGGAAGCUGAAGAUAAGGAAGCCAAGGGCACGGGCACUGUUGAUACAAACCAAAAACCUGAUCUUCUUCAACUUACAAAACAACUUCCAUCCCCUUGGCAGGCAUAUUGGGAUGAAGCAUCGAAGCAAGUUUAUUAUGGGAACUCAAAAACAUCAGAGACUUCAUGGACCAAACCUCAACCCUAAUUCCUAAACUUAAUUUUUCAUUUUUCAUUUUUCAUUUUUCACGCAGCAGCUAACAAUACUAUUAUUAUGCACUGCACU